Molecule: messenger RNA, 1367 nt
Organism: Chara braunii
Lineage: Eukaryota; Viridiplantae; Streptophyta; Charophyceae; Charales; Characeae
Source: the annotation of a GenBank genome assembly
GUGAAACAACACGGUGGUUUGACGGCGAUUGGAGAAGCUCACGGUGGGCUUUCUGCGGCACAACUAAGAAUCAGCACCGGUGUAAGGCCUUGGAUGUCCGAGGGCUUGCGAUUAUUCUGCUCGAAGUUGUUAAAGCGCUUUACGAAGAUGGCGGGGCGCAACUAUAACGACUAUAGACAUGAUUAUCGUCGCGGACUAUGUGGUCACCGAAGUGGUGACUAUAGAAGACAAGGAGGUACUGGCGAACGAUCGGUGGAAGGACAUAGAGAUCGCACGUGGGAGCAUGGUACAUCCAGUCAGUCAGAUAGGAACGAUGAGCCGCCACGAUGUUUCGUUCCUGUGUGUUACGAAUGUGGAGAGUCAGGCCACUAUCGGAAUCAGUGCCCGAAGCUCGGAGGUGAGGGUGGUACGAGGUACGCUGGUCAGCAGGGACGCUCGUUGUCCCCUAGGCAACACGUUCGAAUGCCAACACCGAAAGCAACGUCGGAGGACCCGGCAAUGAAGAAAUUGAUCAAGGAACUGGCGGCAUCAAUAGCCACGAUGAAGGAGGGUUUCGAUGUUGUUAAGGCCGAGAAAGAAGAGAAACAAAAACGGAAGAUGGAGAAGCAGUCUCAAUUAGAGCGCGAGAAGGAAGAAAGGCAAGCAGCAGAAGAAGCACGCCAAGCCGUGAUUCGAAAGGCGAAACGGAAGGAGGAUAAGAAGAAGAGGGAGGAAGAGCAGAAGGAAGCCUUGAGAAAAGAGAUGUUGAUGGAAAUCUCGCCACAUAUGGGCGAAAUCGGCGAAUCUUUACAGGAGAGAUACGAACGGGAGGAGAGGAGGAGGGUCAAAGGCAAACUUGAAGCGAGAGUUACAGAGCAUCUUCUUAUUAGUGAGAAACGCAAACGGGGUGAGGACAAUGCUGUUGGUGACAGUCCGCCAAUGGAGACACCUGCAAAGAGAACGGCGAAGCGGAAGCUGCAACUUGGUUGUAGACAUCAGCCGAUGAAGAAGACCCCGCAGCACAAGACUCCAACCCCUGGCCGAAGGAAGAUUCCGGCAGCACCAGGGUUGGUUGGUAAAUUGAAGUUCGUAACUGAGAACCUUCGGAUGCUGGGGAAUCUCAACGUUGAAGAACUCAAACGUAUCUGUCAAGAUGAAGAUGUCAUCUAUGAUGGGAAGAAGAUGCAAGCCAUCCUGGUUAUUACCGAGAAACGGACAUGGGUCGCAUAUCAUGAAGAGGAGAAGCAGAAUGUUGCAACGGAAGAGGUCGGUGAUACUAAAGGAGACGAUGGAGAUGCUGAUGACGAUGCAGGUAGUGGUUCGUGAGCACCACGUAAACUUUGGGUCAUAUGUGGACGCCUUAUUGAAUUACGGAGGUUAGACAUCUA